CCUCACAAACGCCACUUCUCAAAUCACAAACCCCACUCUCCCUCCUCUCUCCAAAAUCAUCUCUUUCUCUCUCCUACGCGCAUCAUUAAACAUGGCUGUUGAGAUCAAGGAGAACGGUGUCGCGGCGGGUGGCAAUGCGCAGCAGCUGAGCGUGAAGCGCGGGGAGCCGACGCUGGUGCCGCCGGCGGAGCCGACGCCGACGGGCGAGCAGUACUACCUCUCCAACCUGGACCAGAACAUCGCCGUGAUCGUGCAUACGGUGUACUGCUACAAGCCCCCUUCGUCCAGCCGUCACGGCGAUGCCGGCGAAGACGUGGCGGCCGCGCUCCGCGACGCGCUGGCGCGCGUCCUCGUGCACUACCACCCGCUGGCGGGCCGCCUGGGCAUCAGCCCAGAGAUGAAGCUGACCGUGGAGCUCACGGGCGAGGGCGCCGUGUUCGUGGAGGCCGACGCCGGCUGCGACCUUGCCGACGUCGGCGACCACACCAAGCCGGACCCCGCCGCGCUAGGCCAGCUCGUCUACUCCGUCCCCGGCGCCAAGAACAUCCUCGAGAUGCCGCCCAUGACCGCGCAGGUGACUAGGUUCAAGUGCGGAGGUUUCGCCCUUGGCCUGGCAAUGAACCACUGCAUGUUCGACGGCAUCGGCGCCAUGGAGUUCGUCAACUCGUGGGCCGAGACGGCGCGCGGCGCCGCCGAGCUCACCGUGCCGCCGUUCCUCGACCGCACCGUCCUCCGCGCGCGCGACCCGCCGGUGUACUCCUUUCCGCACCACGAGUUCGCCGAGAUCCCCGACGUCUCCGACACGGCGGUGCUCUACGGGAACCAGGAGCUGCUCUACCGCUCAUUCUGCUUCGACCCGGACCGGCUGGAGCGCGUCCGCGGCCUGGCGCUCGCCGACGGCGCCCUGGAACACUGUACCACCUUUGAGGCGCUCUCGGGCCUCGUCUGGCGCGCGCGCACCCGCGCACUCGGGCUUGCCCCGGAGCAGCGCACCAAGCUGCUCUUUGCGGUGGACGGGCGGCGCCGGUUCGUGCCGCCGCUGCCAAGGGGCUACUUCGGGAACGGCAUCGUACUGACCAACGCACUGGCGACGGCCGACGAGCUGCUGUCCGCGCCCGUGUCGCGCGCGGCGGGGCUGGUGCAGGAGGCCGUGCGGAUGGUGACGGACGAGUACAUGAGGUCGGCGGUGGACUACUUCGAGGCGACGCGCGCGCGGCCGUCGCUGGCGUCGACGCUGCUCAUCACCACGUGGUCGCGGCUCGCCUUCCAUGGCGCCGACUUCGGCUGCGGCGAGCCCGUCAUGUCCGGCCCCGUCACGCUGCCGGAGAAGGAAGUCAUACUCUUCCUCGCCCACGGAAAGGAGAGGAAGAGCAUCAACGUGCUGCUCGGGCUGCCGGCGACCGCCAUGGACGCUUUCCAAGAGCUCAUGGACGAGAUAUGAUCGAUCGAUGAUGACGACCUCCAUGGCCACGCAUCGAUGGCGGGACAGAGAUGGGUGCUAUACAUACGUAUAUAAAAUGCAUGCUGCUUUUAUGCUUGAGUUGCAUGGGUUUAUAGUAUCGCAAUGUUAGUUAUGGUGUGUGUUGAUUAUUUACUUUAUGUUGGUGUUUAAUGGAUCUGAGAAAUUGUUAUCAGUUGUAAUGGUUAUAAAAUGGUUUACGUUAUAGCAGCUUUCAUUGCUUUAAUUCA
Molecule: messenger RNA, 1689 nt
Organism: Phragmites australis (common reed)
Lineage: Eukaryota; Viridiplantae; Streptophyta; Magnoliopsida; Poales; Poaceae
Product: omega-hydroxypalmitate O-feruloyl transferase-like
Exons: 3
Coding region: 92-1441 (449 amino acids)
Molecular function (GO): acyltransferase activity, transferring groups other than amino-acyl groups
Source: RefSeq, a predicted model, not a curated record